AUGUCGAAGAAACUGACCAAGUUUCAAAUCAUCCUCGACCGGGGCGCCUUACUGUACCUGCCCGGCCAGGUCCUGUCCGGGCGUGUGCUGCUGGAAACGCAAGCGGACACGGCCGUGCUCGGGUUGCAUUUUCACGUUCUGGGCGAAUGCACGGUGCACGUGCCGCGAGGCCACCGCCGCGACCGGUCACACGAUAAGGAGAACUACAUCGACUUCCGCAUGAAGCUGCUGGAUGACUUCGACAACAAGCCGAUCCUGCUGUCGCCCGGCAUACACUGCUUCCCGUUCAAGCUCGGCCUGCCGGUCUCACUCCCGUCCACCUUUCUCGGUCGGCACGGUUGGGUGCAGUACUACUGCAAGACGAGCCUGCAGGAGACGUCCGGCAUCACGCACAAAAACCAGCAGGUGUUCAUCGUACUGAAUCCCAUCGAUCUCAACCUGGAGGUGCCGAUCAUGAGUAGCCCACUCGAGGCAAACGUCGACCAUCGCGUUGGCGUCGGUUACAUCGGUGGCACGGUCCGUUGCAACGUGGGACUCGACAAGCGUGCUUAUGUGCCGGGCGAGAGCGUUCUGCUCACCGGUGAGGUACACAACCGCACGAACGUGACCGUGAAGCUGCUCAAAUAUGCGCUCAUCGAGACGGUGAAAUACUUCGUCCACGGUAAGCUCGUGCAUCAGGAGCGCCGCGAGCUUGAUGCAAUCGUGCGAGACAAAAUCAAGUCCGGCGGGCGUGACGUACUGCAGAACGGCCAUCUUACGGUGCCACCGUUACCACCCACCAACCUGCUCGGGUGUCAUCUGAUCAAAGUGCAGUACAGUGUUUGCGUGCUGAUUGAACCGAACCUGAUGGAGCGCCAGGAGGCCAUCCGGAUCCCGAUCACGCUGGGGACCUACCCGUUCAGGCGCGAUGACGAGAACCUGCAAGAGUGGGUGGAUAACUACGUGCAGUACCCCACGGCGCUGCCCGUUUCGCGCGGAACACCGUUUGAAGUGCUGCACUAGGCGAGGAUCCGGAUACGUAUAAGGGAUACGUUAGCACCCGUGAUGAACGUACGAACGGCACACAUUGCCGCUUGUUGCUCACAGCCUUGCCCCGUGGGGGGCUGGGCUUGUGCAACGUUUUCCCGGCACGUAGAAAGAGUAGAGUGCCGUAAUAUAAACACGCAACACCGUAAUGUUAACACCGUACCCACAAGUCGCUCGAUUGUUGCGUUGUGCAGCAAUGUGCAUAAUAAACCGAUAG
Messenger RNA from Anopheles nili, 1243 nucleotides. Its product is annotated as arrestin domain-containing protein 3-like. The record is from RefSeq and is a predicted model, not a curated record. Lineage: Eukaryota; Metazoa; Arthropoda; Insecta; Diptera; Culicidae. Gene Ontology annotation, cellular component: cytoplasm. Gene Ontology annotation, biological process: protein transport. Bases 1 to 1002 code for a protein of 333 amino acids. The transcript has 4 exons.